Molecule: messenger RNA, 1596 nt
Organism: Serendipita indica DSM 11827
Lineage: Eukaryota; Fungi; Basidiomycota; Agaricomycetes; Sebacinales; Serendipitaceae
Source: the annotation of a GenBank genome assembly
AUGGUGGUUCCAAAUGGCAGAACAACCGUCUGGACACGCCAGGAAAUUGCGGAAAGGAUCGUCCAAGGAGAGAACCUGGUCAUUUACCGCGGCCAGCUACUCAAAAUACCACAUUCAUGGCUACAAGCACACCCAGGAGGUGCAUUAGCCAUCUUACACUUUGUCGGCCGCGAUGCGACGGACGAAAUCGAGGCGUUUCACGCCGAGCCGACCAUGGCGAGCAAAGUCAAAAACUACCUUGUUGGGAGAGUUGAGUUGAAUAAAUCUGGCUCAUGGGAACCCCUCACGCCCCCUGUUGCCAAUGGAUGGAUGUAUCGUUCAAAGGAGGGAGCAUGGGUGCGCGAGGCCAACGUGCGCACGCAGGAACAUGACGGGUCGUUGCUCUCUUCCGAGAUUCUUCUCGUUGGUGUGGAUGCAAAGGAAAAAGGGAGCGCGCCGACGCUAGAGAGUCUUCAGGCUCCCCCACCUCCGCCUUCCAUCCGUCUUGACGAGCAAACGGAGCACUCUAAAUCCUAUCGCGAACUUCAUCAGAGGAUCAUAGACGCGGAUUUAUACCAAACGCCGUACUUGACCGGCUACGGUCCCGAGGUGGCCAGGUAUCUCCUCGGAGCCGCCCUGUCUGCUUUUGCGUUUAUGCAUGGGUGGUACAUGACCAGUGCCUUUUUCCUUGGCCUGGUAUGGCAUCAACUCACGUUUACGGCACACGACUUGGGGCAUAUGGGCGUUACCCACAACUGGGUUUUUGACCGGAUCAUUGGAACGUUUAUCGCCGACUUUUGUGGUGGGUUGAGUAUCGGGUGGUGGGUAGAUAACCAUAACAUUCAUCACCUUGUGACGAACCAUCCAACUCACGACCCAGAUAUCCAACACAUGCCUUUUUUUGCAAUCUCCAAGUCAUUCCUCAGCAAUCUUUAUUCCUCAUAUUAUCGCCGAAUCAUGGUCUUCGACGCGUUUGCCAACAUCGUCCUCAAGUUCCAACAUCAACUCUACUACAUCAUCAUGUCCUUUGCUCGCUUCAAUCUCUAUGCGAACUCUUAUGGAUUCCUAUACAAGCGCGCGUUUGACGGCAAGCGUGCACGAGGUGGAAAGUGGACAUUUUGGCUCGAGCUUACAUUUAUUGCGCUCUUUUGGACGUGGUAUAGCGCUCUUUUGGUGCACAUCGGCAAUUGGAAGCAAAUCCUCGGCUUUGUUCUGAUCAGCCAUAUGGUGCCUAGUCCUUUGCAUGUUCAGAUCGUACUCUCUCAUUUCUCUCGGUCAACUCAAGAUCUUGGGCCAUCCGAAUCAUUUGUCGCCCGUCAGCUUCGCACGACAACAGACGUUAUCUGUCCCGACUCGCUCGCAUUUGUUCACGGUGGUCUCCAUUUACAAGUCACGCACCAUCUAUUCCCGCGACUACCGCGACACAAUUUGCGCAAAGCAAGCAUGCUCGUCAAAGAAUUCUCAAAAGAGAGGGGACUAACAUACCACGAGUUUGGCUUCCUCAGGGGCAAUGGAGAAGUCCUUGGUGUGCUCAAGGAUGUGGCCGAGCAAGCCCGCAUCGUCGGAAUGGUGGCCAAUGAAGAGGUCAAAGAGGCAAUCGUGGGUAAUAAUUCCUGA